Molecule: messenger RNA, 3177 nt
Organism: Rhizoctonia solani
Lineage: Eukaryota; Fungi; Basidiomycota; Agaricomycetes; Cantharellales; Ceratobasidiaceae
Product: calcium transporting ATPase
Exons: 14
Coding region: 1-3177 (1058 amino acids)
Biological process (GO): calcium ion transmembrane transport; manganese ion transport; intracellular calcium ion homeostasis
Cellular component (GO): Golgi membrane; endoplasmic reticulum; plasma membrane
Molecular function (GO): P-type calcium transporter activity; ATP binding; ATP hydrolysis activity
Source: RefSeq, a predicted model, not a curated record
AUGGCGACGAACCGAGCACGAAUAAACACAAACCUUGAAUAUGGGAUGAAUCGACGAACAGGAUCGCCUCCUGCCCAAGCGUAUUUCGAGACGUCGGACGAAGGCGCACCUCACCCUGUGUCUCCCGAAGCAGGCUCCCACUUUGCGUACUCGACCACUCUCAGGCGACAUGGUGUCGGAGAGAGCCCUACUACAGGCAGGACAAUGAGCUUGGGGGCAGCAAGUGGGUUUGUCGAGCAAGUGUGGAACAGUACCUGGAACAAGGACAAGGACAAGGACGACGCUUACGGAGAAGAAGAUGCCAUUGGGCUCGCACUCAAAGGCAGAGACGAUACGCUGUCCGCCAAAUAUGCCAGUAUAUCACCAGAGGACACUUUACGCGACUUUCGCUCAGAUCCCACGAACGGUCUGGCAACUUCGGCCAUCCCCGCUCUGCGCGCUACCUUUGGAUACAACGAGUUUUCGGUCUCGGCACCUGAACCCGCCUGGCUCAAGUUUGCGAAAACUAUCUACGAGUCCCAUCUGAUUUUGCUGUUAUUUGGAUCGGCUGCUGUUUCUGCCCUGCUCGGCAACUUGGACGAUGCAAUUAGUAUCGCCGUCGCUAUUUUCAUCGUCGUGACCGUUGGAUAUGUCCAAGAACGAAGGUCAGAGGAAUCGCUCGCUGCUCUCAAUAAACUCGUCCCUCAUCACUGCCAUAUACUUCGGGAUGGACAGCAGGUACACUUGCUCGCCAACGAAUUGGUUCCAGGAGAUUUGGUUACUUUCCAUGUUGGCAAGUCACAUAUCCUUACCAAUAACGACUGCGAUCGAAUUCCCGCCGAUAUUCGACUCCUAACAGCACUCGACCUUGAAAUCGAUGAGUCUUCUCUGACAGGAGAGACUCAUCCCGCUCGUAAAAAGGUGGACACUUGCCCACCACGCGCUCCACUUGGCGAACGAUCGAGCAUCGCAUUCAUGGGAACACUCGUCCGUAAUGGCCGGGGUACGGGCAUUGUUAUUUCCACCGGCGCUGAAACCGAAUUCGGAUCGGUAUUCAGUCUAAUGCAGUCGGUGGAGGAAAAGCGAACCCCACUCCAAGCGUCCAUGGAUGAGCUGGCCCAUAAACUCAGCAUGCUCAGUUUCGGCGUCAUCGGCGUAAUUUGCUUGAUUGGUGUCUUGCAGCACCGUGGUUGGCUCGAAAUGUUUACGAUUGGAGUGAGCUUGGCCGUGGCGGCUAUUCCCGAAGGUCUUCCCAUCGUCACGACUGUUACUCUCGCAUUGGGUGUCCUUCGGAUGGCUCGUCGCAAGGCUAUAGUCAAAAAACUGCCCAGCGUCGAGGCUCUUGGCAGCGUUAGUGUCAUUUGCAGUGACAAGACAGGAACUUUGACUCAGAAUGAGCAAACCGUCAGUCAAGUAUUUGUCGUGGAUCAUAUAGUCAAUGUCGAAACGGGUUUCGGCACGCGCAUAAAUACGAACAUGGUUACUCCUGCAGUUCGAAAGACUCUCGAGAUUGGCGGAUUAUGUAAUAAUGCAUUUAGGAAUGCCGAAGGGAUCAAUGUUGGCCAAAGUACAGACGUCGCAAUGCUCAACGUUCUGGCCGAGUUUGGUGUUCGUGAUGAACGACGGAACUUUACCCGGUCCUCAGAACGUCCCUUCAACUCUGAAUCUAAAUACAUGGCUAUCACUGGGUCCCACAACCCAUCUUCUGCCGUCGCUCAUUCUCGCAAUCCUUCGCCCAUCCCCAGUCGAGAGAUGUACUAUAUCAAAGGAGCACUCGAUGUUCUUCUGCCCCUCUGCAAGACGUAUCAUAUUGCCGACGACGCCACUCCCCCACUGGAGCAAGGGGUUCGGCAAACUAUCAUGGCUCGGGCCGAGCAUUGCGCUAAAAGCGGUCUCCGUGUAGUGGGCGUAGGAUAUGCAUAUCUUCCACCUGGUUAUUCGAGCACCGAACCCCCGAGUGGCCUUGUAUUCGCCGGGUUCGAGGCCAUGAUGGAUCCCCCUCGCAAGGGUGUCAGCGAGGCCGUCGCCCAGCUCCAUGCUGGCGGGGUCAAAGUCGUCAUGAUUACUGGUGAUGCCACCCAUACCGCACAAUCAAUCGCCCAGUCCAUCGGACUCCGUACCACCGGAGUCGGAGCUUCGGCGGGGCUCGGAAUGGGAUUGGACAUGAGCGCGCGGAUCGGUAUGGGAGGGAUCGGACUCUCGCCUCGGGGCGCUAGUGCCGCUUCGGGCAGUUGUUUGACGGGUGCGGAGAUUGACGCUAUGGACGACCGGUCGCUGAUGGAGCGAGUAUCAAAUGUCACUGUCUUUGCGCGCACGACGCCGAGGCACAAGAUGCGGAUCGUCAAAGCCUAUCAGCAACGUGGGGAGGUCGUUGCAAUGACAGGUGAUGGAGUGAAUGACGCACCUGCCCUCAAAAUGGCUGAUAUUGGGGUAUCGAUGGGUAAAAGCGGUACGGACGUAGCCAAGGAGGCGGCCGACGUCAUCCUCGUCGACGAUAACUUUUCGACCAUUCUAUCUGCUGUAGAAGAGGGUAAACACAUUUUCUACAACAUUCAAAACUUUUUAUCUUUCCAACUCAGCACGGCCGUUGCUGCCCUCACCCUGAUCACCCUGAGCACAAUGUUCAGGCUGAGCAAUCCACUCAACGCGAUGCAGAUAUUGUUUAUCAAUAUUCUUAUGGAUGGUCCUCCUUCUCAAUCUCUGGGAGUUGACCCUGUCGACCGGGCCGUGAUGAAACGGCCGCCAAGGCGAAAGGACGAGCCGAUUAUUACUCAACGAAUCGUUGGACGGGUCCUCUUCUCUGCAUCUAUCAUCGUUUUAGGUAUCAUGUUUGUAUAUGCGCAUGAGCUCAGUGAUGGGAGCAUGUCCCGGCGCGAUCAAACCAUGACCUUUACUUGUUUUGUGUUCCUCGAUCUCGCCUCGGCCCUACAAAAUCGCGGUAUCAACUGCGGCCUCUUCCAAAACCAAAUGCUCCUUACCACCGUUUCUGUCUCAUUCCUGGUUCAACUUGGCUUCAUAUAUAUUCCGCUCUUCCAAUCCGUUUUCCAGACUGAAGCACUACCGGCACACGAUAUGAGCGUAUUGUUAUGCCUUGGCGCAGUAUCUAUGGGUUUACAUGAGCUUCGAAGAAGAUGGGAAAGAAAGACGAAUAAGGAGAUGGAUGCGUCGUAUUCCGGUGGAAUUGGAGAUGUAGUCUAG